GAGACUACACUGUUGAGUGUUUUGUGGUCAGACCGACGUGUCUUUUGUAACCUAUGGUUUUCAGGUAUUUGCUGGCGGCCAUCACGGGCUCACUGGAAGGAAUGGAGGAUAAAGUCGUUUGAUGUGAGACUUUUGAUGAGCAUUGAUCGUCGCUCUUAUAGAAAUAACGAAGUGCAUUGUAUUCAAACUGUGGGUUGGUUGCCUUGGUGACCAGUAUAUUGACAUCGGUUUGUUGACACUUGGUGUAUUUCAACAAAGCAACAACUAUAACUCCGCCAUCGUCUGUGAUGGGUUUCCACUCUCUGACGUGGCUAGUUAGACUUGUUUUAGCAACAGGACGUCAGAGGACGUCGUUAGAACUCGGUGUUGUUUUUAUGCGGUGGAAAUGUUUGGUUGUAGACGGAAACGGUUGUGGACGUCUUUGAUAGCUGUGGCCAUAUUGUUCGCAGUCAUGCGCUAUACUCUGCACCAUUAUCAAGACUUUCAUGAGGUUAUGUUCCAUAAGCAUGUACAUGGUUUUUCUGUCAAUAGACUUCUUUGUACGGCAGCUUUAAGCGGACGUCAAGGUCAGGGAUGUGUUUCCGAUCAAGGUCACGGAAGUAUUUCAGUUCAAGGUCACGGAAGUGUUUCUACUCAAGGUCAUGGAAAUUUUUCAAAUCAAGACCAUUUAAAUGUUUCAAAUGAAGAUCACGCAUUCAACACAAGCAAACUCCCGCAAGACAAAUUCCUCCCCCGAGACACCUCACUGAUAGGUGCAAGUGUUAUUUCCCGAUCAAAUGCGUCCUGGUCACGUGACGGUAGCGCGUGUAUUGGAGAUACUAAUUUCGUGAAAACAGUUUUACACUCUCCAGCUGGAGACACACCAAUCUACGUUCACCCUGCGACGGAGGAUAUUUGGGUGUCUGCAACAAUUAUAAAGGGAGACGUGUGGGAAGGGGACUUGGUGACAAAGUUCUACAACUUCUUCAAACAAGAUGACGAUCUUGUAUUGGUCGACAUCGGCGGGAACAUCGGCGUGUACGGGUUAACUAUAGCUAAAAUGGGGAGAAAGGUUGUACUAGUCGAACCUCUACUGAAGAACGUGAAGAAACUCUGUCACUCUAUACGUGACGGUAAUUACACAAACGCCUACAUCGUCCACAACGCCGUAUCCAACACAAGGGUCAAGGUCGCCUUAGGGAGCCACGCCAGGAACGUCGGUGGCACAUACGUGAAACCUGUAACAUCAGACAGCGAGGAGACAGCGCAGACCAUGUUGCUGGAUGAUUUACUGGAGGUGUUUCAGUUCUACAAAGUGGCAAUGAAGAUGGAUGUUGAAGGACACGAGGAUGAAGUUCUUCUCGGUGCGGAGACAUUCUUCUCCAAGGUCGACGUCAGGUAUGUACUGAUGGAAUGGAACACACACCAGAACAAACCGGAAGCUAAGAAUAUCAUCGAGUUCCUCACCAAGCACAACAUGGUACCCGUACACCCGGUUAAAGAACAUAACCUGGCCUUGAACAGAUCCGGGAAAUGGCCAGGUGAUGUGAUAUGGAAGAAAGGUGCAUGA
Messenger RNA from Haliotis rubra (blacklip abalone), 1549 nucleotides. RefSeq lists its product as uncharacterized. The coding region runs from base 386 to 1549 and encodes 387 amino acids. The record is from RefSeq and is a predicted model, not a curated record. NCBI's taxonomy places the organism in Eukaryota, Metazoa, Mollusca, Gastropoda, Lepetellida, Haliotidae. The transcript has a single exon.